AUGUUUGAUGACAAAGCACUGCCACCAUACGAGGUCAACACACGGACAGUGGAGCUCUUGUGUCAGUUAGCAGAGUGGAACGAAGCCCGGGAUAAAGAUUUAACCCUCGUCAUUGAGGAUCAGAAGGUGAAAACUGCAGAAAUAAAAGCUGAAGCCACUUACUUACAGGAGCUACUCUCGGAUAGCAUGGGUCCAUCCUACACUAACCUUUCUCGCAUGGGUAAUACAUAUUUGAACCAGCUUGUUGACAGUUGCCUGGCACUGGAGAUAAAGGACUCUUCACUAACAAGCUACAUCCCGGCAGUUAAUGACCUGAGUUCUAAGCUGGUGACAGUAGAGUCCAAUAAUCAAGAGUUGGAACUGGAGCUGAUAAACUUGAGAAAGAAAUUGACAAAUGCGCUUGUGCUGGAGAAAUCCCUGGAACAGUAA
Molecule: messenger RNA, 429 nt
Organism: Staurois parvus
Lineage: Eukaryota; Metazoa; Chordata; Amphibia; Anura; Ranidae
Source: the annotation of a GenBank genome assembly